This is a messenger RNA of Symbiodinium necroappetens, 219 nucleotides long. Lineage: Eukaryota; Dinophyceae; Suessiales; Symbiodiniaceae. The record is from the annotation of a GenBank genome assembly.
AUGCAGAUCCUGGUGCCCAUCUUGUUCAUAUGGACCUUGACAAUUGUCGCAGAUCUCCGUCGCUGUGGAGAUCUGUUUGUUCGCCUCAUUCUGGCCACGCCAACCAUUACUUCCAUGAAGGACGCCGUGGUCGAGGGCGAUGGGGAGUGCGAGAUCAUCGUCGGCUUGACGAAAGAAGUUAAGGCCAUGCUGCUGUCAACAUGCGCCCCGUCCAGCUGA